Messenger RNA from Podospora anserina S mat+, 1332 nucleotides. RefSeq lists its product as uncharacterized. The transcript has 2 exons. Gene Ontology annotation, molecular function: protein binding. The coding region runs from base 1 to 1332 and encodes 443 amino acids. NCBI's taxonomy places the organism in Eukaryota, Fungi, Ascomycota, Sordariomycetes, Sordariales, Podosporaceae. The record is from RefSeq and is a predicted model, not a curated record.
AUGGCGCUGUCAAUCCUGACAACCUCACUCUUACUCCUCUCGGGGACAGCAUCAGCAAAUAUUCAAUCCCAGCCACCAAAACAGCACGUCUUGCCCCCCCUGAGAUCACAUGUAAACGACUGUCUCCCAGGCCCCGUCAAACACGACCUCUUGCCAUCUUGUGAAACCGCCUUUGUGUCCAACGAGACUCUCAAAAGUGGUCAGGAAAAACCCUGGACACACACCCCAUUCUGCUUGGACACCAAAGCAGGAACACCAUACUGCGUCUUUACCGCAUCCAAGUUCCAGGGACCAAAACGAGGAAUCAGCAUCAUUGCCCCCUUGUCAAACAACGCCUCUUCCUCGUUGGCCCAGAUCGAGAAGCUCAUCCUCGCGUCUCCCAAGGCCAAAGAUGACUUCAUUACUGUAGGCGAAGACCUGGAAGACCCACCGUAUGCACUCAGGACGAUUGAUGGCAAGGGUUUCGGGCUGAUUGCCACGAGGAAGAUUCCAAAGGGGUCGAUCUUCAUGACUGACUACGCCACUUUGAUGGCAGACAAGGACUUUGCUGCGAAUUUGAGAAUGGAGCAGGGGAGGUUGCUGCUCAGCGAGGCUGUUGUGCGGUUGCCUUACCCUGAUAGGGUGCUCAAGUUGGCGAGGAGCAGCACUAGACCAGGGGAUGUGCCGGCUGCGGAGGAUGUCAUGAAGACGAAUAGUUUCAGUGUGGAAGCAGUAGGUCUUUCUCCGCUUCACUUGUCACGAUUCGCUAACAUGAAUCAAGUGCCAUCACUCGAUUCAAUGCCGCUGCGCUCUCCAAGACCAUCACUGCUUUCCGGGAUAUUCUUCCGGGAGAAGAGAUUACAAUCAGCUGUGAGUUAUACACUUCUCUCUGUUACUCGCUUCGUCAAAACUGUAGCUUACCUCAACCAAGACACCGCCUUCAACCUCCAAUCCAAAAUCCGUCUCCCCCGCCUCAAGAAACUCUGGGGCUUCGACUGCUCGUGCAACCUAUGUGCCGGCCCCCCAGAGCUUCUAGCUGCCUCAGACGCCCGCCGCCAGAAAGUUGACGACCUUGGCCCUGAAAUCGUGGAGUUGGUUGAGGAAGGGAAGUUUGACGAGGCAGUCAAGCUCAACAAGGAAAUGAUCCAAGCUUUGACUGAGGAGGAGAUUUUGCCUCACAUGGGUGAUUACUAUGAGAUUAUGGGACGUUUGUAUCAAGCAUGGGGCAAGAAGAAGGAGGCAGUCGAGUGGUUUGAGAAGGCAUUGGAUGAAGUUGAGGGUUUCAAGGCGGAUGGGGCUGACGAUUUGAAGAGGAUUAUUAAGGCUCUCAAGGCGGAGAAGAAGCAGGCUUGA